This is a messenger RNA of Pyricularia pennisetigena, 282 nucleotides long. RefSeq lists its product as uncharacterized. The coding region runs from base 1 to 282 and encodes 93 amino acids. The transcript has a single exon. Lineage: Eukaryota; Fungi; Ascomycota; Sordariomycetes; Magnaporthales; Pyriculariaceae. The record is from RefSeq and is a predicted model, not a curated record.
AUGUCGGCAACACUCGUCAUCGUCACGGGCUCCUUCGCCCCGGCCUCUUCGCUCUACACGGAAUUUGCCGCCGUGCUCAAGAAGCAUGGCGUCGACGCCGUCCUCGUACCGUCGCCCUCGGUGGGCCGGCGCGAGGGUAAGCCACCAGGGUCCAAGAUGGACGACGCCGGUGAGAUCGUGCGGGUGAUGGGCGAGCUCCAGAGUUCGGGCAAGAAAGUCAAGAUGCACAGGUUUACCCGCUGGUCAUGCGGCGACCGUCAGCGCGCCCGAGAAGUUGGCUGA